CUGUUGAUCUGUUCGUAACCUAAUGAUCUCAGGACGUCCACGGCUACAACACAUGCCGCUCAACUGUUGAAACUUAUUCGUAAAACUUUAGCCCCCUUUAUAGUAUUUUCGCGUCAGUAUAAUGACUCAAGUGCAGUGCUAUAAUAAGGGAUGCGGCCAGAAAUUCAAUCCCGAAGACAAUCCCUCGGAAGGCUGCACAUAUCACCCUGGGGAACCCAUAUUUCAUGAUGCAUACAAAGGCUGGUCUUGCUGUAACAAGCGAAGCACAGAUUUUACAACAUUUCUCAAUAUGAAAGGCUGCACGAAAGGACCACACAACCCCAACAAACCUGUCGAACCAGAGAAGCCUAAAGUAGAUCCUUCCACUCGAGAUGAAGUCAUUACAGUCGAGGCCAAGUUGCCCACCAUGCUUCCCAGACCGUCUUACGACACUCCCAUGAAAAGGCUCCAGGUCACCAUUGCUCCAUCUUUAAAACAGGCUAUAGAGAAGAAGAAGAAAGAAGAAGUUAGCAGUGCUGCAGAGAACAAGGAAGAUGUUUUGGGUGCCAUCAAGGUUGGGGAAAACUGUAAAAACAAUGGCUGUAAAGCUGUCUAUGAAGGUGAACACAGCAAUUUAGAAAUGUGCCAGUCACACCCUGGCAUUCCAAUUUUCCAUGAAGGGAUGAAGUUUUGGAGUUGCUGUAACAAGAGAACAACGGAUUUCCAGGAAUUUCUAGAGCAAGUUGGGUGUUCUACUGGCUACCAUUGCUGGCAUAAAUUGGAGGGAGCCAAGGAAACAGCGUGCAGAUACGACUGGCAUCAAACAGGAUCUCACGUGUGCGUUUCUAUCUACGCAAAAUUGAGUGAUAGUGCAAGUUCAUUUGUCGAUGCCAAUCCAAUACGCUUAAAUGCUAACAUAGUAUUUGGAGAUGCACAAAUUUUUAAGUUGGAUAUAGAAUUAACUGGGCUGAUUGAUGUAGAACAAAGCACAGUAACACUUGCAGCAUCGAAGGUAGAGGUAAAACUGAAGAAAGCGGAGCCCAAGAGUUGGAAGACCCUAAACAUUGAACGUAAUAGUGACACUUGCGACACUAAGCCCAAUAAAACAGACGAUGAAAAAGCGGCAGAGGAGGAGCUAGAAAGUAAGGUAGAUGUGAUAGACUUGAGCGACAUUUGAGAUUGUGAAAAAGUUAGUAUGAAGCAAUCCUCUCUUUUUAGUGGUGAUGUUAUGACAGUUACAGUUUCCUUUGUAAUCAAAAACAUGUAUUUAGAUUUUAAAAGGAUCAUAGAUGGUGAUCCAUCUUGUGAACUGGGUUUCAUUGUUCAUUGAGAAUUGGAGGCUAUGCAUAAAAACAUUUUAAAUAAGGAACUGUAAAGAAAUACUUUUGAUUUAUUUCCAAAGGUCUGGGAGAAUAUUUAUCUAGUAUUGUUAAUACCAUACAAUAUGCCUUAAUUUAUAUUUUAUGAAACCUGUUAUUAUCAUUACAAUGACUGGAAUGCACAACAUACCCAGUAAUGGCUACAUUAUUGUGUACUUCAGUCCACUUUAUCAAAUUGGUCUUUUUUAAUGUGAGAACUAGUUUUGGUUUUUUCUUGUGACCCUAUAAGGAAAUUUUAUGUUUUUAUUUUCUAGUCUGUGGCACACAGCAGGCCUUUGCUUCCCUCCUUACCUGUAGUUUUUGUGGAGAACAUGGAUUGUAAGUCCACCUACUUUGACCUUUUAUAUUAUUUUAUA
Messenger RNA from Macrobrachium nipponense, 1714 nucleotides. It is a transcript of the gene mora, whose product is annotated as cysteine and histidine-rich domain-containing protein morgana-like. The transcript is spliced from 7 exons. NCBI's taxonomy places the organism in Eukaryota, Metazoa, Arthropoda, Malacostraca, Decapoda, Palaemonidae. The record is from RefSeq and is a predicted model, not a curated record. Bases 122 to 1156 code for a protein of 344 amino acids.